Molecule: messenger RNA, 945 nt
Organism: Lindgomyces ingoldianus
Lineage: Eukaryota; Fungi; Ascomycota; Dothideomycetes; Pleosporales; Lindgomycetaceae
Exons: 13
Coding region: 1-945 (314 amino acids)
Source: RefSeq, a predicted model, not a curated record
AUGCGUCUAGAGAGUGAUUCGCAAUCUUUCGAUUUGAUCAGAGAGAUCCCUUUCGACGCAUACGUGAACUUUAACAGGCAUCUAUAUAUCCAACCCAUUCUUGAACUAUACAUUCAUACCUCUUACCCUUGCACUAAAGCGUUCCUGGGCAUCCAAAGGGUUUCUAUUGCUGUCGCUGAUGUCCUGUUUUCUGCCCAAGUCGACAUUUGCGAUAGGAGGCUAAAAAUGGCCUCUAACCCACUAGAAGUGCGCGUAAACAUUGCCUUAGAUGAAUUAAAUCGACGAACUGAAAGUAGUGGCUAUAUGAUGCUCAAUAAGAAAAUCGGCAUGGCGUUGGUGUCUUGGGUUGUUGCCUUCCUUCGGUGCAAAGGUACCAAAGAAUUUGCAGAGGUAGUCGCUAGGCGUGUACCUAGACCGGAGGCAAAAUUCAUUCCCUGUGUGCCAGGUCUUCUCUUCAACGCGGUUUACCCUUUUCCUUUAUUAUCAACUGUUACCAUUUUACAUGCUCAGUAUACACCAAAUAGCCAACCUUGCCCGUUGUUCUUGUUUAACAGCGUGCCUAGGCAGCUUAACACUUGGGAGGUUAUCAAUCCUCAGGCUGUUAGGUCUUCGGUCUUCUGUUAUCAACUUAGUGACCAUGCUCCUUCCCACAUCAGCCCCAUAGCUACUCUCCCAACCACCAAGAUUCUUCCGCCGCUAACUUGCCUACUCCUCUUCUAUGUCAAAUCCAAAUGGCAUAGCAAAGAAUUCUUUCUUAGUACGGGUGCUGAGAAUAAGACUCCGAGAGAUGGGCAGAGUAAUGGAGAAGACGGUGUUGUUGCAGUGGGAUCGCAUGCGAGGUAUGUAAAGGAAUUGCAUGCGAAGGGAAAGUUCGUAGCUGAGUCAGGGCCUAAUCUGGCAUUGUGUCCUUUGGAAGAUGUUUGCGAGAGCUUAAUUCAACAUUAG